GGCCGCACACUAGCCCAAAACCCGACGCCGACAUCGAUUCACCGGCCACUAAAGUACCUGGCCACUGUAACUACCGUACCUAAGCAGACACCCAAGAGAGCAUGCCUCCGCGUCGCUCCCACAAGAAGUCCAGAACCGGUUGCCGGCGAUGCAAGUCGCGCAAGAUCAAGUGCGACGAGGUUCAUCCGCGAUGCGGUAACUGUGUAAAGCACGGCGUUCCGUGCGACUUUGAGUGUCCGGAAGUUCUGGCCGAGCUUCGCGCCGCAGCCACAGCUGACACGCCGUCUACACCCGCCACGACGGUCAACUUUGGGUCGCCCAUCACUCAUGCUGCAGGUCCCGCGUCUGCUCUCUCCGGUGGCCCCGUUGAUACGCCGCUGCUGCUGUGCCGCUCCCCGGCAACGGCGAGCGUCUCUCACAUCACCCCUCCGGGCCAUCGAUUGCUCGAACUGAGGCUGAUGCACCAUUACACGUCCCUAACAUGCAAGACAUUCACAUUUACCGCCCCGGUGACCGAAGACAUCUGGAAGAUCACAGUGCCCAACCUCGCCUUCUCCGGAUCGCAGCACCUAGCCGAUGCCAUCCUCGCCGUCGCCGCGCUCCACCUCCGGAGCUUGAUGCCGGGUGACAAGGAGCUGGUGCGCGCCUCACACGCCUACAUGGCCGCCUCGCUCGCGGAAUACAGCGCAGCCCUCGCCAAGGGAAUUGACCACACCAACGCCGAGUCCCUGUUUCUGACGGCAGCCCUGAUCGCAUUUCAGUCCACGGCCACGAGGGUAUUCAUGAAGGACGAGGUGGCCGUCGACGAGGACAGCGGUAUGGAUGGAACGACGAGGCAACGCAGCCAGCCGUCAGGGUGCUAUGCCAUCCCCUUCUCGUGGUUUCACUCCUUCCAGGGCGUCAAGGCCAUCACCGCCGCCUCGUGGCAGUACCUGCGCGUCAGCCCCGUCGUAACACAAGUCAUCAACUCGCAAGCCGCCCUGCAACUCGACUUCACCACCGGACCAGAAACAUUCUUCGGCCACUUGCUCGAGGGCCUGGACGAAGAACUGGCCGCCAUGGGUGGAGAUGGCUCCUCCUCGACGGCCCCACCGUCCCCAUCUGCCGGGUACCACUCCCAUCCGCAACCCGCGUCCCUCGAGCUCAUAGCUUCCACCCGGCAAGCCUACCAACACGCCGUCGCCGUCCUCAACUGGGCGCACAAGAUCCCUCAUAAGGGCGCGCCCCUGGCCUUCCCCGCGACCGUCUCGCGGCGAUUCAUCGAGCUUCUCGAGGAGCGCCGUCCACGUGCGCUGGCCAUCCUCGCUUGCUUCUUCGCCCUCCUCAAAUCGAUGGACUCGGUCUGGUGGCUGCAGGGGAUGGCGCGGCGCGAGGUUCUGGGGGUAGUGUCUCUGUUCAACAGCGAUUUCUUCGGGCCCGACGCCUACCGCGUGUGGUGGCCCCAUCUCGAGUGGGCGAUGCGCAUCGCCCUGUACGACUACCGUGGCGCGGACAGCGGGGAGCCCAUCCCGCCCGAGAUUUGGGGCGCGGACUGGUACGCUGAAGAGCGGGUGCUGGCCGAGGGCGAGGUAGCGCACGGCGGGUAUGUCGGGCAUAUUGAGCUGCUGGCCCAGAUGGGCAGCGCCAUGCAAAGUAUACCGGCCGUGCCGGAGUUCGUGCCGGUUAUGGGAUCACAGCGGUGAUAGUUUUACGUGAUGGAGGACGAAGCCGUUUGGAUUAUGGUAACCAUAUCGAUCGCUUUCGCCCCGCCUCAUGUACCUGCCGAUGGACUACGGCUCUCUCGUGGAGGAAUUCGGCAAGCUGCCGGUUGCACCCCAUACAUCUGGCAUGGUGGUACUUGAAGGGAAAGGACAGCCAUCUAGAAGGACAGCUGUACCUGAGACGCAAAUGCCGAGCCGGGCCAGUCCUCACCCGUGCUCUGCCGUGGGCAUGGGUUGAGC
This is a messenger RNA of Chaetomium strumarium, 1940 nucleotides long. RefSeq lists its product as uncharacterized. The transcript has 2 exons. Bases 102 to 1682 code for a protein of 526 amino acids. Gene Ontology annotation, biological process: regulation of transcription by RNA polymerase II. Lineage: Eukaryota; Fungi; Ascomycota; Sordariomycetes; Sordariales; Chaetomiaceae. The record is from RefSeq and is a predicted model, not a curated record. Gene Ontology annotation, molecular function: DNA-binding transcription factor activity, RNA polymerase II-specific; zinc ion binding.